GAUUCAUAUGGAUUAUACAGAGCAUAUACUGCAGAUUAUUGUCAGUUUCUCCAUGCUAUAUUUAGUAGCACCAGCAGACUGGCUAUCUUGUACUCUAGAGCACUAGAUUUCUGCAACAUGCUGGGUGUGCUUUAUACAGAGUCAUUUUCCCUGAACAGCGUGAUCGCUACAAGCAACCUAACAAUCAAUAUUGCCCUUUCUGUAUAGGAGAAACUAUUCUGCUCCUCCCAUCUGGGGAAGAAUCAUGUCUGAAAAGUGACCUGUACUCUUUGGCAGCUUGUCUUCUCUCCUCAGGGAGUUCUCUUCCUGGAUUGGUCUCAGUUUCAUAUUUCCUAACAGGAGAACAGCAGCAGGAUUAAGAAAAGAAUAUAUUUUUAAAGCAAAUGGUGACCAAAGAAUUUCAGAAAAAUUGAUGUAAAAGGAAUGGUGUAUGAAAGAGUUCAUUUAACUGCUCAGGGCAGACGGAAGGUGAGAAACAUUGUUCUUUAUCUAGAGACAUUAAAUUGCAAGGCACUCAAAUGGAAAAAGGCAAGAAUGAAAAACUGGCUUAGACUGUAAAGCUUUUUAAAGAGUACACAAUAUAUGUUAUUCAUCAACCUGUACAUCACUACUACUAAGACAUGAACAGUACAGUACUGCGAAACAGAAGAAGAAUUCUUCUCUAAAAUGUUCUUAUUUUCCUAACUUUCAAAGUGUGGAGCAGAACAGACCCCCCGAUGGUAGUGGACAUUCAGCUGGAUGUAAAAUUGACUGAAACUUGUCUUCCAGACACUGACUUGCCAAAGGACACAAGUGAUAGAUACUGGCCACUAUCCAUAGUUCCGCAUAGGUAGUUCUGUUUUGUCUCUAAAAGGAAAGUUUGCUAUUUGGAUUUACUUAAAGAAGGACUCUGGUGUUUUAUCUGUGGAGUGAUUGGAGCGGAAUGAUGACCAGGAGAGGAUGUGUACCAGCGGUCAAAUCAUUGGAAGUCUCCUGGUUCUAUCCCUGCUGGAGAUAGGAGUUGGUAUCUCAAGUGUGGUUUUGGGGUCAGUCAGUUAUAGCAGGAUCAAAGACGAACAUAAAUCUCAACUUGGAGACUCUUCUCCGGUAUGGAGCGGGGUGUGUUUCCUGCUGUGCGGUACAUGUGGGGUGCUAUGUGCCAGAAAGAAAUCUGGACUUUUAAUGAUAUUAUUUUCAGCCUUCUGCAUCUGUGGCCUGAUUGGAGGAAUAUUAAACUUUCAAUUUCUAAAGGCACUGGCCAAAAAACAUUCACCUUCCUAUUCUUUACAACUGGCUUCCAUGACUCUUGCCUGUUUGGGAAUCGGUGGUUGUACUCUCUCUUCAUGGCUUACUUGUCGACUUGCUAGCUUUGAGCAGCGCAGGAUGUUCUUAGAACGGGAGCACUCCCUCCAUCACUCUCAUGAAAUGGCAGAGAAGGAAAUUCCUGACAGUAUGAGCAAUGGAAUGCCACAGACUACAUGCAAUGGGAGAACAACAUGACAGACCUUAAAAAAGCACUAUCAAACCGUUAUCCCAACAGUCUGGAGGAAAUGAAUGAUCUAUUACAAAGAAGAAAACGGCGAAAUAUAUUAAAUGGAUGGAUGUGUCAGAUCUGUGGAUCUGAGUAUCAAUGCCUUGAGAAACACUCAUGUCUUUAAUUCAGACUUGAACUGUGUUUUAAAUAUUUGCAAUUUUCCUAGAAAGUAAGCCAAAGUAUAAGCCACACUGGUCACACCUCGCCUCAUAUGGUAUGAUGCUUUGUAUUGAGUCUGCAUUGCUGCAUACUGAGCAGUUUCCAUUAAUUACUAAUGAAUAUUACACAAGAGGAUAUCUACAAUAAAACUGAAAUUUUACUACAUGAGCCUGUUUUUGAAAAGCAUGAUAAAUGCAUUAAUAAAAGCUUGUUAUCAGACAUAAAGCCUACAAAAUGCAAGCUGGAAUGUUGAUUUACUUAAUAGCUAUGCCUUCUUUUUAUAAAAGUUUGAUUCACUGACGUUGAACUAUGUCAAAGUACUAAGCUUUUUAUCAUUGUAUACUUUCAAUAUCUCAACAGUUACACUUUUAAGUUACAUUCCCAUUGCUUUAUGAUCGAUUGAUUGACUGACUGAUUUAGCAAAUGCAUGUAACACAUUAUUUGAAGAGUAAGACUUAUGGGAUAGGGUACCUUGGAACAGCACACAGAAGUGAUUGAACAUAAACCUGUUUUUAUAUAAUGUAAAUUAUGGCACAUUUGUUUCACAAUAUGAAUGAAAUGGCAACAUGGAGACUUUUGUACGUGCUUAAAUACGGAUACUUACAGUCUUUAAUAAUCAGGCAAAACUGUAAGAAAUACAUAUGUUCAUUUUUAGAUGGUUCCCUUAUAUAAAGACUGACACUGUCAGUCUGAUGAGUCAGGCAACCCAUGAAACAAAUGUCUGCAAACAGUAGUAGAUGAAGAAACAGAAGGCUCAAUAAAAUGAAUUUAAACUGUGUCAUAUAGUACAGCAAGUUCACUAAAAAUGUACCUUUGUUUGAUGCAAAUGCUACUUGAGAACAAUGUGUGGCCAGUUUACUGCAAAGAUACGUACAAAUCUUUCUGAAGAUGUGUAUCUACUUAAGGCAGGUAUUUACUAAAGUCAGUAGUACAACCUGAAAAAAAAAAAUCUGCUGCACAGCAGUUAGCUUUUCUGAAUAUGCAAUAGAUUCACUCUGCAUUUUUUUACAAAUUCAGCUAAACUUCAAAUAUGUCUUGCUGCAGAAAAAGUGUAUAUAUUUAAAUUUGUGAAUGAAAUAUAUUUUGUAAUUUCUUCAUAAAAUAUCUCAAAUAAACUGCAAAGAAAUC
Messenger RNA from Protopterus annectens (West African lungfish), 2800 nucleotides. It is a transcript of the gene TMEM196, whose product is annotated as transmembrane protein 196. The transcript has 4 exons. Lineage: Eukaryota; Metazoa; Chordata; Ceratodontiformes; Protopteridae. The record is from RefSeq and is a predicted model, not a curated record. Bases 940 to 1479 code for a protein of 179 amino acids.